This is a messenger RNA of Hyaloscypha bicolor E, 3094 nucleotides long. RefSeq names its product HET-domain-containing protein. The transcript has 2 exons. The record is from RefSeq and is a predicted model, not a curated record. Bases 296 to 2680 code for a protein of 794 amino acids. NCBI's taxonomy places the organism in Eukaryota, Fungi, Ascomycota, Leotiomycetes, Helotiales, Hyaloscyphaceae.
CGACAACAUCCUCACCAUUUAGUUUGUCCAACCUGCAAUACCACUUCUGGCACCAUUAAUUUAUACUUCAUUGCCUAUGUACCUCUUCGACCUGUAUCUUGCCGAAUGUAUAUGGAAGGCGACAGACAGCGUAGCUGAGGAGAGACUAUCACCUCGUUGGAAGGAGAUACCGCUGCCUUGGCAGCCUUGCUAUACGACGCACGGUUGAUCUCGAUUGAGGAAUUUACGGGACUAUUGGGGGGAGACAGAAGGAGCGAUAAGCAAAGCUUUCCAGCGCUUCUCGGACUCUAUAGAGAUGUUCAAAUCCCUCAUUGAUCUUAAAGAUCAGGCGUCUUUGCUGCGGAACAGGCCAGAAAAUAAAAAUGGCGACACGGCAGAGGCGGCCCAGGAUCCAGGCCUCCUACAAGGCACCUUGCAAAGCCUGAAUCUGCCAAGAAAGUACUGGCACGAUAAGCUGGGGAGCUUUUACAAGGACCAAUUCAAUCCCAAAGAUGGUUUUGUGCAACAUGUUCGUCAGACAGUUUCAAUGCCUAAGCAGUGGAUGCUCGACUUUAUUGACGAGGGCAACCCGAAACCGGCUCCUUUGACGACGCAAGAGCUAGAGCGAGCCGCUGCAUGGGCUAAUUUUCUUGAAUCCGCCAGUGAUGGUGCAAAAGCGGAUUACGCUUACCAGCCAUUGGGCUCAAUGUCGACCCUGUCAACCCGACUUGUGAGGCUUCUACCAGCAGAAGACCUGGAGGAUAUCCAGUUGGUGAUAGAAUGUGUGGAACUGGACAACUGUGUUAGCUAUGAAGCGUUGUCAUACUGUUGGGGUGAUGCUUCGGUCAAGACGACCAUUCGUUGCGAAGGUGGCGCAUUACAUGUCACGAAGAAUCUGAAGGCCGCUUUGCUCUACUUACGGAAUAGGACAGCAGAGCGACUUCUCUGGAUCGACGCCGUGUGCAUCAACCAGGAAGACCUGCAGGAGCGUUCACAGCAGGUUGGCAUCAUGCGUGAUAUAUACCGGAAUGCAUCCGGAACUAUUGUGUGGCUCGGCGAAGAAAAUCAAAACAGUGGCCUCGGGAUAGAGCUCUGUGAGAAGCUGCGUGAAUUUUUCAAGGAUGAAGGGAAGGAUCUGAAGACCCCUGAGAUGCAGUUCAAUUAUAGGACGCCAUGGUCACUGAAUCACCAAGAUCCUUUCAACCCAUCAUAUGCGCAAACUGACGAAGGCGAUUUCAAUAAAAAAGCGAGGAGUAAGGAAAAUGAGGAAAGAGAUGAAAGUGAGAACGCCGAAGACUCUAAUGUAGAUCUACCUUUGCGCAUGAAUCCACCGAAUGUCUAUGAGCUCCUGGCGCUACGAGAUCUAGCUCGCCGACAAUGGUUCCGGCGCACCUGGAUAACUCAAGAGCUAAGUCUUGCCUCUAAAGCCACCAUGGUCUGCGGUCACCGCUCGAUCAGUUGGGAUACCUUCAUUUUUGGUUUCACAAUGACUUUCGUCAACGGAAAGAGAGCAUCGGGCGGCUGGCCUGAAGACGAAAACUUCAUUGGAGCACUUGCGCAAAUCCGUGAGUGGGUCCAUCGAUCAGAAUCCGUCCCAUCCGUCCAUUACCUUCACCCGGUAACACUGCUGGAUCUGUUGCACGACUGCCGCAUCUUUGAAGCCACGGAUCCGCGGGACAAAGUAUACGGGCUUCUCGGCAUCGCGCCUCCGGACAGCGAGGCCACCUCUGUUCAGGUGGAUUACAGCAAGAGUGUUGAGGAGGUAUACGAGGACCUUGCGAACUUGAUCCUGUCGUCAUCCGGAAACCUCGACCUUCUCUCUGUACCGCAAAACAAUUCGCAGUUCAGCCAGCGCCUGCCGUCUUGGGCUCCUGACUGGAGCCACACAGCAUCUUCAAGGCUAGAUCUCGUUUUCCCCACUGGCGAGAGAGCGAUCGCGAGCGGCCCGAUCCGUGAGUUCGCCGCGUCGCGGGGAUCCACGUCUAUUCCCACAUUUAAGGGUCGUCGCAUCCUUAUUAUCUCUGGUUACUUUGUGGAUAGCAUCACUCAGCUAUCUGAAAUCAUCCAGCCUCCCAAGCUUGAUCAACUCCAGAAGCAGAUGCUCGGCCAAAAGCUUGACGACAUGGAGUCUGUCCUAGAGGCUGAGGGGCUAGCGAGUAUGAGCACAUAUUUCGACGUGAUGAUGUUGAUCGAAGACUUGGCGCUAGGCAGCACCGAUGAUUCCAUAUAUCCAACCGGCGAGUUGCGCACGCGCGCUUUCUGGCGUACACUCUGCACUGAUAUCUCACCCAACCACCUUGAGUCUGCCGAGCAGGCCUUCACAAGCUGGCGACGGGCGAUGAAGGCCCCGCGUGUGCUGAAAAAAUACCGCGUCGAUAAGUUUCGUGACAUGUAUAACUACCUCGCAGCGGUUGGUUACAGCGUGACAGAUACCGUGUAUGACGGUGACGGGUUGUUCUUAAUGCUGAUGCGACCGGCGUUCUACUCCCGAUUCGCAAUUACCAAAAUGGGGUACUUUGCGUUGGUGCCACCGACGACGAGAGUCGACGACCAGGUCGGACUGUUUAAAGGGGGGAAGGUCCCUCUUAUCAUCCGACAGGAGGAUAACCAAUCGCGCCUGGUCGGCGAGAGCUAUGUCCAUGGCAUUAUGCAGGGGGAGGCCUUCGAUGAAACUAAGUGCAGGGAGCUGGAGCUUAUAUAAAUGGCCACACACAAGAAAAGAGGGGAACGCUGCCUGUUUAGGGGUUUUCACAAGUGCUUGGUUGCUGUUGGGGAUUUGGUCUCAAAACAAGCAUACACAUCAAAUUAUCGUCUCGUCUCACAAAACCCUCAGAUGGGCUGAGUCUCAACUUCUGAGAUUGGUACUCAAUUUGAAGUCAAUUCAUGACAGGGGGUUCCAAGUGGAAUUGAGGGAGCGAGGCCCUUUUAAUUACUUUCUGUUGCAGUACUAUUGCAGUGAGAUCUCUUAUUUAGGCAUAAUGCGAUCACUCUGCUUAGCGGGGCUCUGUGCACCCAUAUUCUGGAGUUCUCACACUUCACCUGAGCUCUUUUCUAGCCGCUUUUUAAUCAACUCUUUUACUUCAAAUGCAACUCCCCACUCUGCUUUAUUUAUGUG